This is a messenger RNA of Pseudovirgaria hyperparasitica, 2532 nucleotides long. RefSeq lists its product as uncharacterized. Gene Ontology annotation, molecular function: RNA binding. Gene Ontology annotation, cellular component: P-body. Gene Ontology annotation, biological process: P-body assembly; deadenylation-dependent decapping of nuclear-transcribed mRNA. The record is from RefSeq and is a predicted model, not a curated record. NCBI's taxonomy places the organism in Eukaryota, Fungi, Ascomycota, Dothideomycetes, Acrospermales, Acrospermaceae. The coding region runs from base 1 to 2532 and encodes 843 amino acids. The transcript has 3 exons.
AUGGCCUUCUUUGGCUUCAGUCAGCCGAAUGACCCUUUCGCUGGUCUCUCUGGCAGACCCGAUGGCGAUGACGAUGCAUUGAACUUUGAGGAUACAUAUGACGGCUUAGGCGAUCAGCUUGACGAAACAGAUGACGCCUUCAACGAUGACACUUUCGGAUCGGCUCCUGCCACGCAGCAGAAUAUUGGGAAGGACUUUGAUUUCUCUGGGCAAACCGCAAAAAUCUCAACAACCUUACAAGAGGAGCAAAUGUUGUACACAGCUAGACAACCCCCACCUAAGGCGAAGCCAACAGUCGCUUCUAAAGGCCCUUCGCGAACUGGCUAUGAACGAUAUGUCGACCCCGGAUACAUCCCUGCCCUUGAAGCAAACGCUAGCAUCUGGGGGGUAGGCCCAAAAAAGCCAGAGGCUACUGUUCAGGAAAGGCCUGAUCAAUCCGCUGGUGCACAUGGGUCUUCAAGGAAGAUGAUGAGCUUAGAAGAGGUGGAGGCUGCCAUGCGUUCCCAAAGCAAGAAACCCGUCUCAUUGCCCGACGCUCAAGUCUCCGGAUCCAGCUCUCAGAUGUAUGAGCAGCAAUGGCACCAGCAGAUCCCAACGCCUCAACAGCAACUCGGAGUGGGCGAGCCUGCACAGAUACUUCAACGUCCGCAUCCACCAAACGUACCUAUGCACCCUCAAUUCCAUCAGUCUCUCCCGCAACAUGGCCAACCCGAGUUUGCAGCACGCUCACAGCCAUCCCCUCAGACUCAGAUUCUGCAACGACAGAAGCCAGUUGCUCAGGAUAAUUUCAAUAGAGUACCAGCACCACCACACACGAUUACAAGAGCACAACCCCAAUCCGUACAACAACAGCCGCAGCCUCGUCAAAUCCUGCAGAAUCCUCAGAGGCUGUCCGGUCAGGGUCAACCAUUAUCUCAACAUGGCCAUGGGUUCCGACAAGCCGAGAUGCACAGAGCCCCUCCAACAGGCCCCUCUCACGGCAGAGUUCCAUCCCAUCACGCCGUUGUCACCCAUCCUGAACAGCUUCUUCAGCUCUCUGAAGAAGAUAGAGCCGCGUUCCUUGUCGAAGACGCAAAAAGAGCCAAAAGGAACCACAAGAUUCUCAUGUUGUCACGAGACAAUGGACUCAUGACGCCCCAGGACAAGAAUUUUAUUACGCGUAUACAACUACAACAAUUAGUCACGGCCACUGGCGGUGUCGAUGAUCAGGGUCCCGAAGCUGCUUUGGCUGAAGACUUCUACUAUCAGGUCUACAGUCAAAUCCGUGGAGCGCCACGCCAGAAUCCUCAUCAACCUGCAAGUCAGUUCGCGCAAACUUAUCUCUUUCAAACUGGUGGUAGGUACGGGCCCCAGGGUCGAAGACACCCACGUGGAGGGGACAACCACAUUCAACGCAUGGAACAACAAGUUCAACGAGCUGUCGAGGCUGCAAAAGCGAAGCCCAAGAAUAAACAGCUGGUAAUAGAGGGCAGUCUUGGGAAGAUCUCGUUCAGUAACUCCAAGACACCCAAGCCAUUACUUAACAUCAAGCGGCCUGACACGAGCGAUAUGCGUCAACAAUUGACAGGUAGACAAGCAAGUCGACCCGAGAAUUCGCCUAUCGCAGACAGGCGACAAGUUCUGCGUAACAUUGAAGGGGUCUACGCCACUCUGAUGCGACUCGAGGAUCAUGAAAGGCAUUCUCCGCCGCACCUUAAUGAUAGUAGCGAUCCCUCCACUAUCCAAGAGCACAAAGAUUGGCAGCAGCGACUUCAGAGUCUGAAUCAGAGUUUAUGGCACCAGCUCAAGGUUAUGGAGCCCAUCAAUCCUAAUUCCCCGACGGCCCAUCCUUUCGUCGCCAUGCUGUCUCAUCCGAAGGGCAAGAAAGCUAUACCUCGAGUUUUCAGGCAUAUCGACAAUCAACAGCGCCUCACCAUACUCACUAUGAUCGUCGUUCAUAUGGACUCGCUCGAUGUGAUCGCCCAGGCCGUUCCCAUUACGGAGGAGCCCGCUAGCCUUUCACGUAUGGUCAAAGAAGAAGUUGAACUGUUCGCACAAACGGUCAUACCCUCUGUCUUUGGACAUAUCAAUGAAUCACCUCUGGGAAUAAUAACUGGCCUCCUAGGACUGGUGCUAGAACGCACGAACAUACCUCUUGUGGCUCGAACGAAGAUAGGUCUUUCAUUAUUGACUAUCCUCAUCUCGAGAGCGGAGCUCUUAAAGCAGUCAAAUCCAGAAAUUGACCCUGCAGAGUGGAAACAAUGGAUGGUGGACUAUGACAGCUUAUUCGAUACAUUGGAACCAUACUUGUCAUUGCUGUUCACAACUGCAAUCAAUGAUGCAGAAGACGUGUAUGUGUGGCAGUUCUUGGCUGCUAUGGGCGUCGGCGCGAGCCCUGAGCAACAGCAACGCCUGGUUAUUGGCGUGAAAGAUCGUGUUAUGGAGACAGUCAAGGUCAGCAGGGCGCUUCCCCAGGAGAUGGCAAGCGUCCGUCUUGGUCACGUUAACUUGUUCAUGAGAGCAAUUGGUCUAGACGUUGACUUGCUCGGUUAA